UAUCUCCAAGGAGAAAAGUUUCGUCUUCUUUUCAAGGUUCAUAUCUGUGGAAGGACUUUCCGAAGUACCAAAAACAAAAACGUCUGUGGACGGAAGAGAACCAAUGGACGCCUUUCCAGCUGGAUGGUUAUAUGAUCUGGGAAUGGAAGAUCAAUAUGACAUCUCAAUAGAUGAGUUCGAUUUCCAGUCUUUCUCUCCCGAAAGCUAUAAAUCAUCUCUCAAUUCGACUGAACUUGAACAACUCGAUACCAAUAUUUGGAACACUAGUCGUGCCACUGAAAAUAUAGCUCCAAAUGAGUCUUCUACUCCUCCCUACUUGCUAUCUUUCGCGCAAUCAGACUCACCUUCGGCCCAUUCAGCAGAGCAAUUUAAUGAAAAUCCCAGCCGUAGUGAAAAGCCGAAGGAUCAUGAGAUGGUGCCUGAAGAAAAUACAAACUUGUCGUAUUUAAGUUCACAUGGUUCGGAUGAUAAUUCAUCCGAUACAUUAGAAAGACGCAAGUGGACUAAAAGCGUUCGGGCCUUCAGCAGGCCACCAUUGCAAGCUAAAAAUCAUGUUGUGGCAGAAAGAAAGCGUCGAGAAAAGCUGAAUCAGAAGCUCAUAGCUCUCUCAGCCCUUAUUCCUGGUCUAAAGAAGAUGGACAAGGCUUCUAUCCUUGUAGACGCCACAAACUACAUUAAACAGCUGGGAGAAAGAGUGCAGACACUAGAGCGAGAAGCCAAGAAAAUAAUAUUGGUGGAACCAACUAAACCUUCUGUGAAAAGAUUUCGACUCUCUUCUACUGAUAUUAAUGGAACUUGUUUAUCGGAUGACAACAUUGAUGGAAACUCCAACAACAUUAAUCAAUCUCCUGAGAUAGAAGCAAGAGUUUCAGACAAACAUGUGCUGGUUAGGAUCCACUGCAAGAAACAAGAUGGUCUCAUUGCUAAAAUAUUGAGUGAAUUAGACAAGUUUUGUCUCGAUGUCAUUAGUAGUAGCACCAUGCCAUUUGGGGAUACUGCCCUUGAUAUCACCAUUAUUGCUCAGAUGGGUGAUGAAUUGAAAGUGAAGGAUCUUGUGAAAAACCUAAGUUCGGCUGUUCUAAAGUCUGUAUGACACAUGCAUUAAUUCAAUCGAUUUCACUUUGGACAUUGCAUUUAGAGAUUCCCUAAUCUUUCUUGGUCGUGUCUUUGCUCUCUGAUUCAAUGUUCCAUUGUUGUAAAAAUGGCUUUUAUGAUGUGAUGAGAAAGGGUUUUCGUGUUGGGAUGGUCA
Messenger RNA from Camellia sinensis, 1249 nucleotides. Its product is annotated as transcription factor NAI1. Lineage: Eukaryota; Viridiplantae; Streptophyta; Magnoliopsida; Ericales; Theaceae. Gene Ontology annotation, molecular function: protein dimerization activity. The record is from RefSeq and is a predicted model, not a curated record.